AUGGAAGAUGCACGAACCACUAUCAACAGCCAAGCGUUAGCGAUGAGUUCUCAUCUAUCGAGUCUUCUUCGGAAUUCUAGAUUAUCGCAGCUAUACCAGACGGAUAAGGCGAUAUUAGAUUCUGUCAGGAACCUAGCUCCUACACACCAGGUGAUAGAGACCAAGCCUGCUACGCAAUACCGCCAAGAAUGGGGUUUGAAGUCCAGUAUUCCCUCGAAAAUUAAGUCCCGGUACAUUGUUGUCAACAAGUUGGAUACUUUGGAGAGAUUUACUUCGUUUGAACCUGUGGGUCAAUAUCAGUGGAACAGAAUCAGAUUUCAAGAGAUUGGCGUGGCUCCUAGCUAUGGGCAUCAAGUUCCAAACCCACUCUUCUCUGGAGCUAGCCAGAAUGCUUCCAGUGACAAACUCUCUGGGCUACUUGGUAUUUCAGAGAAGACAUCUGCUGCAAAGCGUGAUAUGGUAAUGAAGAAACUGGCUGGAUUGUACCCUGCGUACAUGAAAUGGAUAUCAGAAAAAUAUCCAGAGAUCGCUAAGAAACCGCAUGAAUACAGAAACGCCUCUUACUUGAGAGAGUUCUUAUCACAAUAUUCCUUUGACAAGCCAUUAAGCGGUCAAUUCAAGGUUGUGGGCACCGGUGGUCUAUCCUAUGCGUUGCAGGGAAGAUUAAGGCAGUCUCCUAGAGGUGUUCAGAACAAAAAUCCAGCUACAGGUAGAGUUCUGCAACUAAAGGGCAUGGAACGUACUGCUGCUGUGGGUGGUUUUGUCGCCAAUUUGAACGCCCUGGGACGCGUUUCUCGUAAGCUAGAUAUACAGCAUGGUGACUAUAUCAGAGCAGAGAAGUACCCAUUCUUCAUCUCGGAAGCUAAGGUGGGAGAAAACGGUAAGAUUACAAUGGAAGCUCAACUAUUAGAGACCAACGCAGUGAGGAUGGUGGACAAUUCUAUUGCUAUGCCUUCGAAGAAGCGCCUAUACAAUAAAUCCGAAGGUCAACAACAAAAGAUAGACCCAGAAAAGUCUGCUACGCAGGCUGCCGAACUAUUGAGUAUCCUCACAAACUUUGCUCGUUAG
Molecule: messenger RNA, 1068 nt
Organism: Eremothecium sinecaudum
Lineage: Eukaryota; Fungi; Ascomycota; Saccharomycetes; Saccharomycetales; Saccharomycetaceae
Gene: MRP51
Product: mitochondrial 37S ribosomal protein bS1m
Exons: 1
Coding region: 1-1068 (355 amino acids)
Biological process (GO): mitochondrial translational initiation
Cellular component (GO): mitochondrial small ribosomal subunit
Molecular function (GO): structural constituent of ribosome
Source: RefSeq, a predicted model, not a curated record